Messenger RNA from [Candida] anglica, 3249 nucleotides. NCBI's taxonomy places the organism in Eukaryota, Fungi, Ascomycota, Pichiomycetes, Serinales, Debaryomycetaceae. The record is from the annotation of a GenBank genome assembly.
UAAUAUACAUACUACAAUAUGGUUCUACUGUCCAACAAAGUAUCUGGUAUACUGAAACCACCCCGCAGGCGGAACAAGCCUUCCUUGGUCUGUUCAAGUUGUAAGCGUAGAAAGAUUAAGUGUGAUCGAUCACUACCUUGUUCCUCAUGCGUAAAAAUGAGGGUUGGUCAUUUAUGUUCAUAUGAAACAAAAUGGCAUUCGGUAUCUGUUCAAAAUGGAGGUGAGGUUGUUAGUGGCCAAGAUACUGAAAUAUCUCGAUCCAGUAAUUCGACCCUGUCAUCUGAUACUGCACCAAAUGAAUUACUGAACUCGACUUUACCAUCAGACCCUCCUCUCCACAAAAAUGAAUCGAUACUCCCUUCCAAUGGAAUACAUGACCAAUACUUUCUUACCAAUAAAUUCCCAACUAUUAAACACAUCACAGAACCUCAGGCUGAAAUUCCCCGAGUGCAUCCAAUGGAGCCAGUGCAACCAGUACAAUCAUUACAAUCACUAGAACCUGUGCAACCAUUACCGCCCUUGGAAUCGUUACAAUCAAUGCAGCCUGUGCAACCGGUACAACCUGUGCAACCGGUACAACCUGUGCAAUCAGUCCAUCCAGUUCAUCAAGUUCAUUCAGUACAUCAAGUUCAACCUGUGCAGCCUGUACAACCCAUGCAGCCUGUGCAACCUGUGCCCCUCACACAACAUGUUCCACUCCCAGCUAUUCCCUCUGACAAUCGUUCAGAAUCCUUGAAGGAUACAACUUUUGGCUAUAAUCCUAUUGGAUCUCUUGAAGACACAAUCAACUUCUAUGAAAAUUAUUCUCCAUUCCAUGUGAAGCAACCAAUGCGUAGGACAAAUUAUGGACCGUUGUCAUGGUGUGUGUUUAUGAAAAAGGACCCUUGGCUUCAUCUUUUAUGGAAACACACAAUCGCACAAGAUAAAAAGAGUCAAAGUUUUUGUGUGUUUUCCGGCCCAGCAGAAGUUAAUAAUCAAAACAUCGACGACCUUAAUGCCGAUGUUGAUGUAUCUACUAUUGCUGGCCUUGAGAAAACAUUCCGUAAAAGAGCGUUGGAAACCGACGGAUUGGAUGAUGUGGUUCCAUAUAAUGAUUUACUAAAGGCAAAAGCCCGAAGUUUUAAAUUCGAACACUCAGAAUUAAAUCAAAGUACUGUCACCCUAGGUCAGACAUUAUUUCAAGGAAGGUCAAGAUUAGACCUGGAAUUACUUUUGAUUGACAAGAUAAAGGCCAUCUUACCAAAUAAAAAAGUUAUAUGGAAACUAUUGGAUCGAUUCUUUAAUUACCUUUACCCUAAUAUGCCAUUUUUAGAUGAGAUUAAUUUUAGAGCAAAUCUUGCAAGAAUCUUGGGGGCUGAAAGUUAUGAAGAUGUACCAGUUACAGAACUCAAAAUUGAAAAUAAGCUUGAUUUUGCCCAUUUAAGUACAUUUUGCUUUUUACUUCGAUUGACGUAUAUUUCAUUAUUUGAUAAUCGGAAUUCAAUGAAUGAACUGAUUAUGAUGUCAACUGAUCAAUCGGAAGAAAUACAAGAUUUACAAUACUUAUUAAGUCAUCCAAUUAAUUUGGUUGUGGUUGAAGUAGCAAAACUUUGUCUUGAUCGAUUCCAACCGGCUAGAAAGCUGAAUUUUGCUGUGUUCCAAUCUUGUUUAUUCCAUAGAUUGUAUCAUACAUAUGCACCUGAAGAAGGAGACGGUCAUGAUGGAGGUGAUUCCCUGGUUUCGACGGCUAUGCUUGUUCAAAUAGCUAUAUCGUUGGGAUUGAACCGUGAACCAGAUAAAUUCUCGGAUGCAUGCAACGAUGAAAGGGACAAUCUGUUGGGCAGAAAAAUGUGGUGGUAUUUGGUUAGAGAAGAUCUUACGGCGUGUUUGAGUUUGGGAAAUCAAACUUCUAUGGCCCCAAACCAUUAUGAUACAAGAGAGCCAUUUUAUCGUGAUGGUAACUCUAAUGUGAAGAAGCUUGAUAUUGAGCUUGCUACUCUUCAAAUCUACCAAUGGUUUGACAAACGCGUUGAUCGCAUGAGACGUUUGGUUGAUAUGGUAAUGGAUAUUACUGGAAGACUGAAAUUAAUCGAUCUCACUCAUAUUAUUGGUAGUUUUGAACGAGACGCAAAUGUUGACGAAGGAAUGUUUGGAGCUCCUAUUUUCAAAGAAAUGACUACAACGGAGAAUAUGAAAAGAGCAUUUGAAAGUACGAGAGUUAAAAUAUCCUUAUAUUUGAAAAAUUCCCUAAUAUCUUUACUAUUCCAUAUUUUUCUUUACUAUGAAGCGAAAGGGAACCAAGAGCUUUCAUUCUUUUAUCUGAAAAAGAUUAGCUGUAUAUCGUGUUUCUUUAUUGUUCCACAUGCAUAUGAUAUACUAUGUGGGAAGUAUAGUAAUAAUGGAUUCCGACUUAAUCCAUUCCUAUUGAUGGCCAUGCACAAAGCAAAUCAAGCAAAUCUCGCUUGUGCAAUUAGAGUCGGGUAUAUGGUAUACAGUAUGGAAAAUGAACCUAAACAUAUCGAUUCACUCAUGGAUGCUGGGUAUAAUAAAAGCUUUAAUAAGUUAGAAAAUUUGCUUCAAUCGUAUAUUCGUUGUGGUGAGCUUUUCUCUGCAACUAUAACAAAACUCGCUACUCGAUAUUAUUAUGCAUGGAGAAUUUCAAAAGCACAUUCAUACUUAUUUGGAAUUUUAAGAAAUAGAGAAUUCUUUAAACUUUUACCCGUUGAAUCUGAAAUAUGUCACAAGUUUACUGAUCAACAAUUGGAUGAAAUGUUAAGAAUUAAAAAGGCAACUGCUAGGGGCCUUGAAAAGAUUGUAUACUUUGAAGAUAAGGCAGGUUCACCAAAGAACUUUUCUACCUCUCUGUCUCAUGUUUCUUCUGAAUCGACGCCACCAGAUAUUCAAUUCCCACAAGAAGAUAUUGAUCUGAUGUGGUUACUGGUGCUUGCAAUGAAAUAUAGUCCUGGUGAAACGGGUCCAGUACUUGGGAACGAACUUAAUACGGGUCAGUCAGUGCCCAGUGUGUCAGCUGAAGGUAAUGCUGGAGUCACCAAUGAUUUCAGUAAAUAUGCUUCACCUGGACAUAUUGAAAGUGGAUGGUCGUACGAUUACUUUUUAGGUCAUCCGUUAGAUGAAAUUCUUUAGAUUUAGUGUACUAUAAUUGUGGUGGACAGUGUUCUACAAAAACAUUUUAUGACAAAAAAAAAAACAAAAGGUAGGGGGCGUUAAUAUUCUCUAUAUGUAUUAAUAAAUUUUUAUUAUUCAAAGUAU